Nothobranchius furzeri (turquoise killifish) is the source of this 4822-nucleotide messenger RNA. RefSeq names its product karyopherin alpha 6 (importin alpha 7) (gene kpna6). Lineage: Eukaryota; Metazoa; Chordata; Actinopteri; Cyprinodontiformes; Nothobranchiidae. The record is from RefSeq and is a predicted model, not a curated record. Gene Ontology annotation, molecular function: nuclear import signal receptor activity; protein binding. Gene Ontology annotation, biological process: NLS-bearing protein import into nucleus. Gene Ontology annotation, cellular component: cytoplasm; nucleus; nucleoplasm.
AGUUUUAUAUUUUCACAUUUACGGGGCAGACAUAUUGCUUACCGGAGCUUUUUCUGGAAAGCUAACAGUGGAAAAGGGAUUUGAAAUUGAUGUCCAUUGCUACUACUUGAAACACUCAAAGCAAAUAAAACGUCAUGGAGCCAUCAACCAGUCCGGCCAAGGACAACUACAGGAUGAAUCGCUACAAGAACAAAGCACUGAAUCCAGAGGAGAUGAGGCGCAGGAGAGAAGAGGAGGGCAUCCAGCUCAGGAAACAAAAGCGAGAACAGCAGCUCUUCAAGAGAAGAAACGUGGAUGUUCUCAAUGAAGAAGAGGUCAUGUUUGAGAGUCCACUGGUAGACUCGUACUUAACUUCUCCAGAGACGGAAGGAGUUAUCACCAGAGACAUGGUUGAGAUGCUUUUCUCAGAAGACCCAGAGCUUCAGCUCGCAACAACACAAAAAUUCAGAAAACUGCUUUCCAAAGAGCCCAACCCUCCUAUUGAUGAGGUUAUAAACACACCGGGAGUGGUGGAGAGGUUCGUGGAGUUUCUGAAGAAGAGUGUGAACUGCACACUACAGUUUGAAGCAGCCUGGGCUCUGACCAACAUAGCUUCAGGAACCUCGUUGCAGACGAAGACGGUCAUCGAGGCUGGAGCUGUUCCCAUCUUCAUAGAACUACUGAACUCAGACUUUGAGGAUGUCCAGGAACAAGCUGUGUGGGCCCUGGGCAACAUAGCGGGAGACAGUGCCGUGUGCAGAGACUACGUCCUGAACUGUAACAUUCUUCCACCUUUAUUAACGCUUCUGACUAAAUCCAACAGAAUGACCAUGACUAGAAAUGCAGUGUGGGCUCUGUCUAAUCUCUGUAGAGGCAAAAACCCUCCACCUGCUUUUGACAAGGUGUCUCCGUGUCUGCCCGUCCUGUCCCGGCUCUUAUUCAGCAGUGACCCAGACUUGCUGGCAGACGCCUGCUGGGCUCUAUCCUACCUCUCAGACGGACCCAACGACAAGAUCCAGGCUGUCAUCGACUCUGGUGUGUGCAGGCGUCUCGUGGAGCUUCUCAUGCACACGGACUAUAAGGUCGCGUCUCCCGCUCUUAGAGCGGUGGGGAACAUCGUCACCGGAGACGACAUCCAAACACAGGUGGUGCUGAACUGCUCGGCUCUUCCCUGCCUGCUGCACCUUCUCAGCAGUGCUAAAGAGUCGAUUCGCAAAGAAGCUUGCUGGACCAUCUCUAACAUAACAGCAGGAAACCGAGCCCAGAUACAGACGGUGAUCGAUGCCAACAUCUUUCCGGUGCUGAUUGAAAUUCUGCAGAAAGCUGAGUUUAGGACCAGGAAAGAAGCCGCCUGGGCCAUCACCAACGCCACGUCUGGUGGAACGCCAGAGCAGAUCAGGUACCUGGUGAACCUGGGCUGCAUUAAGCCCCUGUGUGACUUGCUGACCGUCAUGGACUCAAAGAUCGUCCAGGUGGCUCUGAACGGGCUAGAAAACAUCCUGAGGCUGGGUGAGCAGGAGGCCAAGCAGGAGAACAAUGGCACCGGCGUCAACCCCUACUGCAGCCUCAUCGAAGAAGCCUACGGAUUAGACAAGAUCGAGUUCCUCCAGAGCCACGACAACCAGGAAAUCUACCAGAAGGCCUUUGACCUGAUCGAGCGCUACUUUGGGGUGGAGGACGAGGACAGCAGCCUCGCCCCUCAGGUGGACCAGGCCAACCAGCAGUUCCUCUUCCCCCAGCAGGAGGCGCCCAUGGAGGGGUUCCAGCUAUAAGUCCUCUUAUGCUCCACCCCCUCUGUCCUCUCGGCUCUUUAUGCCUGAGUCACGCCACUGUGCCCUCAUCCCUCAUUUCUCUCACACACACGCGCACGCACACACACACAGAUUUCUGCUGCCAUGUGUGGGUUCUUAAAUUCUGUCACUGGCUGCAACUGUGGAUUUUUUUUUUUUAAGUGAUAAUUUUUUAGUUACAUUUUCCGGUUCAGCGGGACAUUUCCUGAAUCAUCUGCAGAGGAGGGUGUGUGAGGGUACCUCCAUCGUGUUUAUUUACCCCACCAUUUAUUUAUCUGCUUCACUUAUUAGUCCUUGAUUGUCUCUCUCGUUAAGAAGUGUUUUUUUUUUACUAAGAAGCUCCCUGAUUGGCCUAAAUCUGGUCCUCCCCUAGCUUUUAAGUUGGGAGUAGUCUGAGUAUUUGUGACAACAUCUGAUGUCCAUGUGUGCCGUGGUGAUAAUAGGAUGAUGGAUUAUGGAGUGAUCUGGUAGGCGUGGGUGAGCGGAGCAGCUGCAAACCACGAUGUUUUAGUUUCAGCUGCAUUUAUCAGAUCAGACUUUAAAGGUGUGGAAUUUAUUCAUAAGAAGCGUCUUUAAUAAUGUGGCUAGUGUGAACCCCACAGUGGUGAUGGAUUCCUGCUGUGGAUGGAGGGGUUGUGCAUGGUCUGCAGUCGUUGGGUAUCACCGACCAGGCAGACGGCCUCUGGGGUUCCUAGCAGCAGCUGCAGUGACUUUUACUGGUGUGAGUAGUGAUAGUGUAGUGACCACGGUGGUGUUUUAUGUAGUGGUAGAAUAGCCUAUGGCGUCUAAUACCACCAUAUCUAUGAGGAAUGGAGCGAACAGCUGCACCGGGACAGUUGUGGCGUUGGUGUAAAUGGACGCCUGUGGGUCUGAGGGCUUAGAAAGGUCGGAGGUGUCCAGCAGCAGCAGAGUAUAUCUGAACUUUGGUGUAUUUGCAUUAAUAUAUUUUUGUCUUUAUGCACACAUGCAUACAACACCAGCAGACACACACACACACACCUGCCACAGAUGAGUGACUAGAAGGAAAAAUUAGAUAUUUAUUUUGUUAUGGAGGCUGGAAAAAUUCUGUUUUGAUUUAAAAAGUUUUCUUUAGCCGGCCUUGGUUCUGGUGUGAGGAAGAAGAUUUUCAGUUUGUUUUUACUAAAUCUGAGUCAUUAAUGCUUGGCAUGAAAGAACUCGUGGUUGUUUGUAGCUACAGGACUAGUGACGGUUGAGAUGAACCCAGUGAGCUCUGAGCCGGGCUCGGUGGGUCAGCGUUGGUUGUGUGGUUUUUGACUGACGGGCGCUUUGUGAGGGAGAGGCCCCUGCUCUGUGGAUUACUGCAGAAUUAGAUUCAUUUCACCCAAUUUAAACGAUAACAAAAGCUAUGGGCGUGAUUAAAUAAUACAACACUUGCCGAGGCCCGUGAGAGUCUGGUGGGUAUCAGCGGAACACGUCUCCUCCUGGGUGAUGUCACAGGUCACGUCGUCUUUGACUUCCUGGCUAGAUCUCUGCUUCAGCUCCAAAACAGGUUGCAAUAUUUUAAAAAAAUGCAUCAACAAGAAAUAAUAUUUAUAUUAAAAGAUGAAAAAUGCACUCCUGCUCACUAAAGUGCCAAUCCGACCAACAGACUGAAAGAGCCUGCGUUUCCGUCUUUAACCUGUAGAAUAAUUCUUUAUAUCUUUAUGUACUUGAAUGUGCACGUUUGUGCAAAACAUUGCUGCUCUAUUUUCCUGAUCUUUAAAGUUACAUUAUUUGCCAUUGAUUUUCUUAAGAGGCAAACUUUACUUUGAGCUCCUAGAGGAUGGUGUCUGGGAGGGGUGGGGAUGGUCGGGCAGGUGAUAAAAAUAAACAUGCCUUUAUUUCCAGGUGAUCCCUGCCUUUGAGGUGAUUGUGUCUGUGCUAAUCCGUAGAACCGUGUAGCUUGAUCAUGCUCUAGAUAAUCUUGUUCCAUUUCACUUCUGUCAUGGAUGAGAUCUGUAAUCAGUCUCAUUGUUGCAGAUGAGAACGUAAACACGGCACAAACCCCUUUAGUUUACUAAAGGCUGGUUAAACGAUCACCGUUUCACAGAUUGUUGCUAAUCAAGAUUUCGCUUCAGAUUGGUACUUUUCAGCAUUUAAAUGAGUUCAAUUUGUGUUUUUAUUUUUAUUUUACUUUUUAGUUUACUAAUCUGCAGCAUAAGCCAGAUAACUGCAACACUGUUUAAAAAGAAAUAAAAAACGGCCACUUGUCAGAGCUAACCACCCACCCUCAGGUGACACAUCGCACUGACAAGAAGCAGCUGUGGGACCCUUUCAUUUGCGUUUGGCAUCAUAAGUAGUGCGGUGAUGUACAUCGAGAGUAUUAUGAUCUAAACUGUGUUCUGAUACAUUGGCAGGGAUUCAGAUGUAAUUCUAAUCACUUCUGAGAAGUGGAGACAAAGCCUCAGUGGAACUUGUCACAGGUUAUAUUUAAAAACAAACAUGGUAAGGAUGCAAGCCUUUUCUGCUUCUCUUGAUCUUUUGUUCCUGAUCAGGAUAUCCUGGGCUAUGUUAUUUUGGGAUGUUUGUUGAGAUUGAAAGUUUGUCCUAGUCAGGCUUAAUGACCUUUGUUGUCAUUAGGACAUCUGGAAUGAUCUCAAAUCUGACCCGUCUUCCGUCCUGGACGCUGUUGGUGUCUUUAUCGUGGUUCUAACGCUGCACUGGGCUCGGUCUGACGUCGUCUAUGCUACAUGUUUACAGUGCUCCUGUUUCUAUCCCGUCUCUAACCAGUCCUUGUUUAUUUUCUUAUCUGGUCCUUUCAUUUCUUCUACUUCGUAUUUAUUUUCUCUUAACUUGUUAAUGCCCCCCCCCCCCCCCCCCAAAUCAUCAUACCCUUCAUACGAUCCACUUUUCUACUGUGACUUGACUUGACUUUACCGACGGUAUGAAUGAGUGAUGAGAAACUAACACUUCAGCUUAACAUGACACACAAACAUAAACAUUUGGAAGAAAAAAAAACUUCGAUAUUAGAAAUGUAAAGAAAAAGUAUGGAGUUUUAAAAUGUUCAGAGAAAAUACUGUUAAAAAACAAAUAAAGUUAUGUUUCAACCCUUU